AUGCAACAGAACAAGGCUGGCGGAAGGUCAGGCAAAGGUGGAGGAAGACGGGGAGGGAAGAGCAGAGGGGGACUACUGCGGGAAGAGGCUCAGGAUAGAAGAACUAGAAACGGGAUGAUCUUGGCCCCAAAAAAAAUCAAAGAACUCUCGAAUGGGGGGGCCCUGCGCGGGCUCGUCGCCCAGCUGGACGGCACAGAUGACGUGAAGACCUGCCAGCUCUCGCCGAGCGCCCUCGGGAUAUGGCACUGCACAGCGUCAGCGUCAAGCUGGCGUGCGCCAGCCCGGUGGCACCACGAUUCGGAAUGGGAAACAUACACAGAACCAGUGACAUCAGCACCAAAUGUGCUAGAAGAGUGA
This is a messenger RNA of Prorocentrum cordatum, 357 nucleotides long. Lineage: Eukaryota; Dinophyceae; Prorocentrales; Prorocentraceae. The record is from the annotation of a GenBank genome assembly.